AUGCCAUCCUGGUCCAACAAACCCUCCGGCACCAUGACCGCCGCGGUCCUCACACCCCCCGGCGCUCAUCCCCCCACUGCAUGCUUCACCAUCAACCACACCUACCCCAAGCCCACCCUGCCAUCCGAGGACUGGGUCCUCGCGCGCGUCAGAGCCGCCGGCCUCAACAGAGCCGAGCUACGCGGACGUAACGGUGAUGCGCCCGCGCCGGCAGAAUUCGGAAUAUUCACAUCGGAAUACCAUGAGGAUCCGCCAAAGGUAGAGCAGUAUGCUCCUCACACCUUCAACCCACCCCCCUUCUCCCAGCUCCAAACGAUCCCUACCCGAGCCACCUCACCAACCCACCAUCCCCCAAGAUCCCAGGCGAAGAAUCCGUCGGCAGCGUCGAAACCGCCGGCGCCUCCACCCCCUUCCACCCCGGCGACCCCGUCGCCGGCCGGGUCUACGGCGGCGGCAAAGCCCACGCCAGUACGCCCUCUGCCACUCGCGGCGCUGCUUCUCCACCCCGCCCACCCCCCUGCCCUGGGACGUCCUCGGCGGCAUCUUCCUGAGCAUGUGGACGGCAUGGGGCUCCCUCUUCGACGCCGCGGAGCCGAACCGGGAGCUCGACCGUCCUGGCGCCACGGCGGCACCAGCAGCGUGGGCCUCUGGGCCAUCCUCCUCGCCACCGACCACCAAUGCACCCUCACCGCCACGACGCGCCAGGGGGAAAAAAUCGCCAAACUGCAAGACGCGGGCGCGCACCACGUCCUCCUGGAACCGGACCCCGACGCGCGCCUCCGCCCCCUCGUCCCCGAGGGCCUCGACCGCAUCCUCGAACCCGUGGCUCCGGACCGCAUCCUCCACGUCGCCCUCCCCGCCACGGCUCCGCCGUCGCGACGGGCGUGCCGUCCAAGGCGUGGAGCCUGGACCCACUUCGCGCCGUCGGACAUUCCCGCCGAGGCGGAAACUGACGUUCUACGCUACGGGGGAGGGGGAACGAGUGGACGGAGCAGGCGCCGCGGGUGA
Molecule: messenger RNA, 1008 nt
Organism: Letharia columbiana
Lineage: Eukaryota; Fungi; Ascomycota; Lecanoromycetes; Lecanorales; Parmeliaceae
Exons: 1
Coding region: 1-1008 (335 amino acids)
Source: RefSeq, a predicted model, not a curated record